AUUAAUCCUCGUUCGAAAAUUAAUUAUUCAUUCACAAUUCACUCACUUCAUCAUCAUCGAUCUUAAUUCAUUCGUUUGAUAAUUCUAGCAAAAUUCUGGAUCGAGAUAUGAGUCCUUUAGGGUUCGACGCGAAGAAGAUGUAUAAUUUCGUGGCGAAGCGGUUCGUGAACACCUGCGCGAAGGUUCAAGAGCAAGCGCUGAAUUGGUUGCAGACGCUGACCAUGUUGGAGAUUAGCAUUCCCAUGUGCCAAUUGUUCUCCAUGUUCGGCGCUGGGGUGGCUGUCAUGGGCGCCAUGAAUUCCACUGAAUCUCAACAGAAACCCAGCAAGGGGACCAAGAAAGAGGACGACGAAGGAAACGCCAUAUGUUGUGUAGUGGAAAAUGAAUCCGGGAAAUCAACGCCGUUGUCAGACGAUAUAGCCCCAUCGUCUAGGCACAUGGAAUUCACGACCAAUGCAGAGUUGAACCUAUCCUGUUGCAUUCUUAUGCUCGACGUAUUGUUGAAACAGGUAUAAAUGAAACUCGUAAAAUGUC
Ceratina calcarata is the source of this 534-nucleotide messenger RNA. Its product is annotated as protein unc-79 homolog. The record is from RefSeq and is a predicted model, not a curated record. The transcript has 2 exons. Bases 108 to 515 code for a protein of 135 amino acids. Gene Ontology annotation, molecular function: protein binding. NCBI's taxonomy places the organism in Eukaryota, Metazoa, Arthropoda, Insecta, Hymenoptera, Apidae.